This is a messenger RNA of Salmo salar (Atlantic salmon), 5679 nucleotides long. RefSeq lists its product as uncharacterized. The record is from RefSeq and is a predicted model, not a curated record. NCBI's taxonomy places the organism in Eukaryota, Metazoa, Chordata, Actinopteri, Salmoniformes, Salmonidae.
GCGAGAGGGAGGGAGAGAGAAGGAAGGAGAGAGAGUGUAAUAGAUAGAGGGAGGGGGGGUAGAAUGACAGCUGAGAGAGGGAUGCGAGAUUGUGUGUGUGUGUGCGGGCGUGAGAAAGAGAGAGAGAGAGCGGAAAGAGAGCUGAGAAGAAGAGAGUGCUGAGAUCCUCUGUGUGUCAGUGGAAGCUGCUUCUGUCUCUCUGGAUUUUAGCAGAGGCUGCAUCUGGUAGGGAGAGGGAGAGAGAAGUAGAAAGAGAGAACAAGGAAGAAACAGAGGGUGUGAAGGAAGGAGGGAGAGAGCAAUAGAGCGGGAGCGAGAGCGUGGAGAUCUUUCUCUCGAUCUCUGCUGAAGCACAAGGAUCUAUGCUGGAUACUUCGUCACUCUUUCUCCUCCUCUUCCUCUCGUUCGCCGGACUCGUCUUUAGAACAGAGGGAAACCUCAGACUCGGCGCUCAUCCGUUGCCGUGGCAAUGGGCUGUCGGCUCUCAGGGCCGUUGUUCGGCGAUGGAUUGGGGGUCAGUGGGCGGGAUCUGAGUCACCUGACCAAACAGGAUCUUUCCCACCUGAGCAAACAGGAUGCUCUUAGAAUCCUGGCUGCCUAUGAGCAGCCAAUCACAUUGCAGAUCAAGAGCCAGCGUGGGAGGGGUUACGGCCUACAGGACUGCAGCACGCAGACUGAGAGACACUGGGAGCCUCUCACCCUGCCCCCCCACCUGGCCCUGCGCAGUCUGGGUGUCACCGCAGCCGGAACCAUGCCCAGGGUCAACCCUGCCUACCAGGACAGACACUACUGCAGCCACAUGAGUCUGCCUCGUGAUCACCGUGACAACGGGAGAUAUGAGUACCUACCUACCGCUCCACAAGACAUAGAGGAGUUGGAGCCACUGGGUUACCAGGACCUGGAGCUGGCCAGUCGUGUUCCGAGGGAUCAGAGCUGUCUGAUUGGCUGCUGCAACAACCUAGAAGAGCCCAGCAGUUACCACAGCCAGACUGAGGAUGAGGACUAUAUGUUGGAGAAACCUCUGGGCUACCUGCCACUCCACCAUGAGCUGGACAGCGGCCUGGGCUGGACCGACGGUAGCCUGCACCAGGGAGACCUUUCUGGCCUGGAGACAGAGGAGGGGGGUCUGGAGGAAUGUCACCCCAGGGGAGGGGGCCUGGCGGUCAGUGGAGGAGGGGGUGGAGGAGGAGGGUCUCCAUCCUCUGAGUCCUUCAUCUCGUCUGAGCUGAGUGACUCAGGGUUCUACAGCGUGAGUACGGGAGAGUUCCGCCGCUUCCAGAGGCUGUUAGAGAAGCGCAUGUGCCUGUACAAAGCUCGUCUCCACCACCAGAGGGAGGUGUGCGAGCGGGAGCGCCGCGACAGCUGCCAGAAGAACCACAGAGAGCUGCUUGAAGCCAUCCCUGAGGCACUGACCAUGCAGCCCCAGCCCUCGUGCUCCAUGCCUGGCCUGGCCGCUCCAUCCAUGGGCCCUCCACCCCACGGACUCUUCAGGGUGUCGUCCGUCCAGUUCCGGAAGGCGGAUCGUCCCUGUCUGAGCAGACACAGCUCAAGCAGCGGGUCCCUAUUCAACCCUCACCACGCCCCUGCGCCCCUCUCUGCCCAUGCGCCUGUCCUCUCCACCUGCAGUACCCCCUCCGGCCACCGCAGGCCGCCACCUCCACUGCAGCACCAGGGCUCCAGCUCAAUGGGGCAGCUGCGGAGAAGCAGAACCCUGCACCACCGUGGCCCACCCCAGGAGCGUGUCAGACGGGCCAGUCACCCGUCAUCCCCCUCCUAUGCCACCCUGCAGCAUUGUGGGGUAGCGCCACCUAGAGGCCUGGAGCUGGGCCUGCCUGAAGAGGGAGAAUCAGAACUGGUCCUCACACACCCAGCGGGAUUGGCCCUCUCACCCCAGCAACAUGCAACCUCGCUGGGGGAACACAGAGGAGCUGUGCCCUUACCAAGGGGACAUUACUGGGACAAUAGUGGAGGUCAUGAUCAGCUGGUUAACGACAGGAGGCAGCAGCAGGAGAGGAGCUUUAUGUCAGAGAUACCAGUGCGGGAGAGGGAGCAAGAGAGAGAGAGAGAAAGGGAGCGUGAAAGGGAGCGUGAAAGAGAGCGAGAAAGAGAAAGAGAGCGAGAAAGAGAAAGGGAGCGAGAAAGAGAACGAGAGAAAGAAAGAGAGCGGGAAAGACAAAGAGAAAGAGGAAGAGAGGUGCACCGCUUCAGCACCCUCACCCACCCUCCCCAGACAUCCAUGGACAUCCAUGAGACAUGGCCUAAACCGGCCAAUCGGCUGUCCCACCAGGGGUCAGGGGGUGGUGGGGGCCUCUACAGCACCCUGGAGGGCCACACUGGGGUCGGGGCUGGGGUCGGUGGAGGGUCUAGGAAGUGCCCCAAUCCUAACCCCAACACUAACUCCAACCAUCCUAACCCGAGAGCUGUGAGGAACCAGAUUCUUCGCGACCGGGCGUCGCAGCUAGCGGACGAGCGUAGUGGGAUGAGUACGGAUGAGGAGAGUCAGGAGGUGAUGAGAGGGAGGUACUGGAGCCGCACAGAGAGACGGGAGCACCUCCUACUGGCCCGCGAGCAGAAACAGCAGCAACAGCAGGCCCGCGGGCAACAGGCUUACACAAGGCCAGGAACCAAUGGAGGGUCAGGUUCUCUGAGAGAGGCAGGCGUCAACACAAGAGGAGGAGCUAUGGGAGGAGGAGGGAGAGGAGUUAUUCAAGAGGAAGAGGCUAUGUCUGGAGGGGGAGGGUCUUUGGGAGAUGGCCGGUGCAACACGGUGCUGGAGCUCAGCCAAAGGAAGUUGAGUCGUCUGCAGAACAGGAAGCUGUUAGAUGAUUGGACGACGGUGGAGGAGCUGCUGACUCACGGGACGAGGCUGGGUACCCGAGACGAGAUGUCCCUCUGUCCCAGCUCACUACUGACUGUCACUACUGUAUAGGGUCUGUGUGUGUGUGUGUGUACAUGCGUGUUUUCCACUAUAAAGCACCACGGACAAUAGCUUUGUGUGUGUGUGUGUGUGUGUGUGUGUGUGUGUGUGUGUGUGUGUGUGUGUGUGUGUGUGUGUGUGUGUGUGUGUGUGUGUCAGUGCAUGACCUUCUUACUAACUGAAUACUGUAACACACUGCAAGUGUGUGUCUGUUACAAUCUGUGAGUCUGUGUGAGAGAGGAGCGGUAUGUGUGUGUGUGUGUGUGUGUGUGUGUGUGUGUGUGUCUGCACCAUGUCUGGCUGCCUCAUGCUCAUGGGGUUUGAAAAACAGUUUUCUAAAACACAAUAGAGAGAAAUAGUAAUGGCGUCUUUUUGUAGGCACUAACUCCACCAUGGUUCGUUGGACAAAGCCGAUGAGGAAAAUGAAUGGCGUUUUUGUAGGGGUUUUGGAUAAAUGCCGAAAAUAAGGUCUGUGUGGAAACACUGGCUUAGGAGAUCUUAUACAUUUUGUUCUAUGAGAAUCUUCAUCAGCUAACGCCACUUUUUGUGAAUUUUGAAGAAUUUAUGUUGUUAUAAAAAACACAUAAAUCACAUAAAAGCUUCAUUAUCCGUAAGGGUCAUGUUAACUGACUGCUAUUAUCUCAUAGAACAAAAUGUAGAAGCUGUCAUAAGCACGUGUCAACCUCAGACCUUAUUUUCGGUAUUUGUUCCAAAAACUCUUUCCCCAUUCACUUUUCCCAUAGGGAUGGAUGGUAACUUAUUUCUGGGUUUUAAGACUACAAGCUGGCGAGCUCUAUACAGUAUCAUGUCAUUUUGUUGCUCUUAUCUUUGGGUAAUUUUUUUUUAUGUAAAAAAAAAAAAACACUGACAUUGAUGAAACAUUGACUUUUACGCCUCAACUAAAAACGUGACUGAGAUUUCUAAAAGCAAUACAGCACUGUAAGAGAAUCUGCCAGAACACAGCUCGCUGGACAUGAGAUAAGAUCGUAGUCUUACACCGAUGCCACAGCACAGCAAGCGUAGCACUGUGUGUUCAUUGAUAACCACCCCGCUCAAUCACCGAGAUCCAGUUUACAGUCUUAUAGGGGGAGGGUGUUGCAGUGGGAGAUGUUUGUACGGUGCCUGAUGUGAUUGUGCUCGACCCGCCUGGUACCCUUGAUGCCGCAACAACCAACCCAACCCUCUCCACCCUAUCGUUGGCUUGACGUUUACAUGACCUGUUUCCAGGGGUAGAUACUGUUGAGUAGAUAGAUGGAGUAGGCUGACCCUGAGGCUGGCCAGAGGUUAAUGGUAAAUAGUUGUGGUACUGGAGGCCUCUGCAGGUUAGGAGUCAAUUAGGCCCAGGAAAGAGGCUGGUGUUUUUACAAUUAACCCACAGAACAUUGACUGUACAGGGAAGGGACUCUGGCAAGUGGAAUGACUGUAGAAUGAUCUAUUGGUGUUGUUGUUAGCUCACAAAGCUUUUAUGGAAGGUUACGAAUAAAUUUGUUUGUCGUAGUGGUGUAGAGCCUUUCCAGAUAUAACACUCACAAUCCAUGUAAACAACAACAAACAAAAAAAACAGUGUUUUUAAAAAAUCAUUUGUAAAGAGAGCUGUGUCUGGCUUUAUUUAUGGUUUGAAAGGAGCGGACCAGGAAUCUGUAUAUUGGUCUUAGCUGGCUAUGUAUAGCCUUGUUCCUUCUGUGUUAUCUUCUUCUGUACAUAUUCAUUAUGGGACGUACCGUACAAGGCUAGGGCACAGGGUCGACAACGGAGUGUUACGCUCUAGUUGCCGAGGGCCACAAUGUCUGUAAAAAAAUUGUAUUUCUCCCUUGAUUGAUCAGACAGAUGGGGGUCAGAUGUAUAAUUUUUUUUUUUUAAAGGCUUAUGUCAGGGUUAUGCAGACUUAUGUCAGGGCUAUGCAGGAUUAUGUCAGAGCUAUGCAGCCCUGUUAACUCAAGGUUCACUGUGGUAGGUACUACUCACACUGUCAUUGAUAACUUCAUGUAGUAAUAAUGAUAAUAGGUGUGAUUUGCUUUGUGAUUAGUGUUGUCGGCACUCGUCAUUAGUGGCACAUGGCGCUACAGGAUCACACACCUUAAUGCACUGAGUGUGUUUCUCACACUCUCACACCGCGUGUGGUUCUUACACACACACACACACACACACACACACACACACACACACACACACACAGCAAGAAAGACUCACACCUGCCUGAUGCGUGAGCUGAGAGAGGCAGAGAGAAAUGGAAGACAGAGACGGGGAGAGACAGAGGGAAAUAAAUACUGAGAAGAGAGAGAAUGAGAGGGAGGGAUGGAUGGAGAGAGGGAGAAAGAGAGCGUGAUGGAUUCGUCGCUCUCUCCUCGAGGUGUUCCACGUCACACUCGGCAUGACUCAAAUGCUCGGAAUAAUGGAUGGAAAACGACAGGAUUUAUUCCCUCCAUCCCGUCUUCUAUUUCUCUCUAUAUAUAUACUGUAUGGUGAGGAUUAUUAAGGCUGAAAAUAGCCUUCUUUUCCUGUGAGAAGUGAAAUCACACAGGAGAGACGCUUGGGGUGGUGGGGUGGGCGGACGGACUUUUGACUUAAAGCUCUGCACACCUCUGGUUCCUCUCCCUACUCCCACUGUACCGUUUCCCCACGGACAGGGCUCCAAACGUCUCCCACACCUUAACGUCUGUGCAACUCUCCGGUUCUGCUUGUUUUCACUUUUCAGAAGACUCUUUUUGGGGUAGGAUGAUGAUGUACAUGUGGUUGUAAUAAAGAGAUUUUAAUUAGCUACU